This is a messenger RNA of Melanotaenia boesemani (Boeseman's rainbowfish), 1680 nucleotides long. It is a transcript of the gene tmem33, whose product is annotated as transmembrane protein 33. The coding region runs from base 117 to 863 and encodes 248 amino acids. NCBI's taxonomy places the organism in Eukaryota, Metazoa, Chordata, Actinopteri, Atheriniformes, Melanotaeniidae. The transcript is spliced from 8 exons. The record is from RefSeq and is a predicted model, not a curated record. Gene Ontology annotation, cellular component: membrane; endoplasmic reticulum. Gene Ontology annotation, biological process: membrane organization; endoplasmic reticulum tubular network organization.
CAGCUGAUCAUUUACCACUUACAGUAGUGACCAGCAGCUACUUGUCACAUUUAAGCUAGCACUCUGCGGAAUUGUUCGACGUUGUAGUACUGGAAAGAGAGUUCCCACUCCCAAACAUGGCUGACACAAACCAACAAAACCUGCCUCCCCAACCUGGGCCUGUGCAAUUUUUAAUGAGCAACAAGCUGGAAACUGCAAUGUGGCUUUCACGUCUCUUUACUGUCUACUGCUCUGUUAUGUUUAUUCUACCAAUCUUGGGGCCAUAUGCAGCAGCUAACUUCUAUCAAAGAGCCUUGUUAGCAAAUGCCCUCACCAGUGCACUUCGGUUACACCAGAGGCUUCCACGAUUUCAGCUAAGCAGAGCUUUUCUGGCUCAGGCUUUGCAGGAGGACAGCUGCCAUUACUUGCUCUACUCACUCAUCCUAGUCAAUUCUUACCCCAUCACAAUGAGCAUCUUCCCAGUUUUCCUGUUUUCUUUGCUUCAUGCAACUACCUACACAAAGAAAGUCCUUGAUUCUAUGGGGCCCACCAGCCUGAUGUUUAUCAGAAACCUGCUGGACAAACUAACAACCAAUCAGCAGAACAUCCUGAAGUUUAUCGCCUGUAAUGAGAUCUUCUUAAUGCCUGCUACCGUUUUUAUGCUCUUCAGUGGCCAGGGAAGCUUGUUGCUGCCUUUUAUUUACUACAGAUUCCUCACCCUCCGCUACACAUCCAGAAGAAAUCCAUACUGUCGCACCUUGUUCACAGAACUGCGAAUUCUUCUGGAGCACUUCAUCAUGAAGCCUGCCUGUCCCGCCUUUUUCAGGAGAAUGUGCCUCAGCAGUAUCGCCUUUGUCAGCCGCCUCGCUCCCACGGGAGUCUGAUUUUUUUUUUUUUUUUUUCCCCCCCAAGCCAUGUAAUAUGUGACUUAAACUUUGAUGGGGACAGGCAUUGCCAUCAAUGGAAGAAACUUUGUUUUGAAUGUCAACUUUGCAGUCUGACCUCCAUAUUUUCUGUAAAUUUGGGUACAGUUGAAGAGGAUCCAGUAAUGCACUGAAGUGUCUUAGUGAUAUUUCUUUUUCCAUGUUCUUAGUGUGACCUCAUUCAAGCACUGGAGACCCUCCCAUUUUAUGUUCCCUGAACAUAUUACAGUUGACAUCAGUGGUGUUUUCUGUAUCAGCUGGUUUCAUUUUUUCUUUUCAUGUCAUUAUUUAUUCAUGAAAUUGUUUAUUCUGUGAUUACAUGUUAACAUUCUGCGAUUAGUAACUUAAUGAAAAAGUGAUUCUGCAUAAUUGAAAUGGCCCAUUUGAUUAAUAUUCAUGUACAUUUAAUUUUCCAUCUUAUUUCUUUUGUGCAAAGUAUCUGUUAUAAUUUGUCUUAAUGCCUGACUAUAGAUGUUUUUUUUUAUCUAUUCCAACUACCGACUCUUAACAGCAUACUAAAUUAUGUAGCUACGCUGUCAGUAUGGGUGUUAAGCUGAGAAAAAUAUCUACUGUGUUACCAAACAUUUUAUUGUAGGAUUUAUGUUAAUUUACACAGUGCAUGUUGACUUUUUAAUGCCUCCUGACCUUGUUUGAUGACAAAUCAAUGUUUCUAUAGUUUUCAAGCUUAAUGCCUGCUUUUAAAUUCCAUCACGUUUUAAUGUGCUUAUUUGCCCACAGACUUCACAUUUCUAUUAUGAAAAUAAAGUUAUUGCUUCGA